Alligator mississippiensis (American alligator) is the source of this 4023-nucleotide messenger RNA. Its product is annotated as zinc finger protein 420-like. The record is from RefSeq and is a predicted model, not a curated record. Gene Ontology annotation, biological process: regulation of transcription by RNA polymerase II. Gene Ontology annotation, molecular function: DNA-binding transcription factor activity, RNA polymerase II-specific; RNA polymerase II cis-regulatory region sequence-specific DNA binding. Lineage: Eukaryota; Metazoa; Chordata; Crocodylia; Alligatoridae. Bases 111 to 3125 code for a protein of 1004 amino acids. The transcript has 4 exons.
CCAGCAGCGAUGUCCCUGCCGGCUCGGACGCGGCGCUGUGAUCUCCACCGGCGCUGGGCUCAUCUCCAGCCUCGUGCCUGUGGAGGUCUGUUAGGAAGAGCGGUGGGACGAUGAGUCUCCCUUCUCCCCCCUCUUCCACACACUGCAGCCUCCAGCUCCCUUCACCCCAGGCCAGUGCAGGGGACGAGCAGGGCUUUCCCCUGCCCCCACCCCAGGGCUCACCUGUGCACUCUCUUCCACCUGCAGGUGCUGGGACCCUGAGCCGAGCGGAUCAGCAGCCUCCAGAGGAAGGGCCUGUGAACCUGGAGCCGCAGAGACCCUCCCCAGGGAGACGGGGACAGAGCGGCUCCCUGACACCUGGGCCGGGCCAGCUGCAAGAGGGGCAGGGCAGGCCGGCGAAGCAGGGGCAGAGCAUGGAGCUCCGGAAGGUGUUUGAGGACGUGGCAGUGUAUUUCACACGGGAGGAGUGGGAUCUGCUGGAAGAGGAGGACAAGGGGCUUUACCAGGACCAGAUGCUGACGAACUACCAAGCCCUCCUUUCCCUGGGAUAUCGAGGCCCUGCCCCUGAACUGAUCUGCCGCAUCCAGGGAGGACAGGUGGAGCUCUGGGUCUGUUGUGAUGAGGACCGUGGGGCAAUCUCGAGGUCGGAGGACGUGCUGCCAGGACAUGCCUGGUUGCUGAGCAGAACUGAGGAGCCAGCUGCUGAGGAAGGGCCUGGAAAGCUGGAGCCACCAUGGGCUUCCCUGGGGAGUAUGGGUGAGGUGGAUUCCCUGAGCCCAGCAACAGACCAAUGGCACAAGGGUCAGGGGAUGCUCCAAAAGCAGGAGAAUGUAGCAGUGAACAAGGUCCCGUCUCUAUUUGGGCAUUGGAGUGAAGAAGGGAAACAAGCCCGAAACAGCCCAAGGUGCAGGGAAGAAUUUGUGGUGCUGAGACACCAGAAGAGGCAGAAAGGAAAGGCCCACUGGAGAGAGACACUGCAUGCAAGGCAAGGCAGUAUGGGGGGCCUCAGAGGGAAGCAGGAGCCCACCACCAAGCGCAGGGGGAGAGCCCACUCCUGCCCUGAGUGCAAGAAGAGUUUUAGCUGCCCCUCGCGCCUGGCUCUGCACAAGAUAAAGCAUGCUGGGGAGAAGCCCCAUGUACGUGCCACGUGUGGGAAGAGCUUGACCAGCCUCUCUGUGCAGAGGAGGGAGCAGCCACACGGCUGCACAAGGUGUGGGAAGAGCUUCAGGCAGCCCUCCAGCCUGGCCAGGCACAGGUGCAUGCACACACGGGAGAAGCGUCAUCCUUGCUCUGUGUGUGGGAAGAGUUUCACCUGGUCCUCUGACCUGGUCCGUCAUCUGCUGAUCCACACAGGCGAGAAGCCACAUCAGUGCCCUGUGUGUGGGAAGAGCUUCGCCCAAUCGUGGAACCUGACCAAGCACCAGCACAUCCACACAGGGGAGAAGCCAUAUUACUGCUCUGUGUGUGGGAAGAGUUUCACCUGGUCCUCCAAUCUGGUCCGGCACCAGCUGAUCCACACACGGGAGAAGCCACAUCAGUGCUCUGCGUGUGGGAAGAGCUUCACCCAUUCCUCCCACCUGGCCCGGCACAAGCACAUCCACACCGGGGAGAAGCCUCAUCAGUGCUCUGAGUGUGGGAAGAGCUUCACCAACCGCUCCAGUCUGACACAGCACCAGCUCAUCCACACAAGGGAGAAGCCACAUCAGUGCUCUGUGUGUCAGAAGAGAUUCACCCAGCGCUCCCACCUAGCUGAGCACCAGCGCAUCCACACAGGGGAGAAGCCACAUCAGUGCUCUGUGUGUCAGAAGAGAUUCACCUACAUCUCCAGCCUGACACAGCACCAGCGCAUCCACACAGGGGAGAAGCCAUAUCAGUGCUCUGUGUGUCAGAAGAGCUUCACCUACAUCUCCAGCCUGAAACAGCACCAGCAUAUCCACACAGGGGAGAAGCCAUUUCAGUGCUCUGUGUGUCAGAAGAGAUUCACCUACAUCUCCAGCCUGAAACAGCACCAGCAUAUCCACACAGGGGAGAAGCCAUUUCAGUGCUCUGUGUGUGGGAAGAGCUUCACCCAUUCCUUCCACCUAGCCCGGCACCAGCUCAUCCACACAGGGGAGAAGCCAUAUCACUGCUCUGUCUGUGGGAAGAGAUUCACCCAGCGCUCCCACCUAGCUGAGCACCAGCGCAUCCACACAGGGGAGAAGCCACAUCAGUGCUCUGUGUGUCAGAAGAGAUUCACCUACAUCUCCAGCCUGACACAGCACCAGCGCAUCCACACAGGGGAGAAGCCACAUCAGUGCUCUGCAUGUGGGAAGAGCUUCACCAACCGCUCCAAUCUGACACAGCACCAGCGCAUCCACACAGGGGAGAAGCCAUAUCAGUGCUCUGUGUGUCAGAAGAGCUUCACCUACAUCUCCAGCCUGAAACAGCACCAGCAUAUCCACACAGGGGAGAAGCCAUUCCAGUGCUCUGUGUGUGGGAAGAGCUUCACCCAGUCCUCGCACCUAGCUGAGCACCAGCGCCUCCACACAGGGGAGAAGCCACAUCGCUGUUCUGAAUGUGGGAAGAGCUUCACCCGACCCUCCCACCUGACCCAUCACCAGCUCAUCCACACAGGGGAGAAGCCACAUCAGUGCUCUGUGUGUGGGAAGAGUUUCACCAACCGCUCCGGUCUGACCCGGCACCAGCUCAUCCACACAGGGGAGAAGCCACAUCGGUGCUCUGUGUGUGGGAAGAGCUUCACCAACCGCUCUUGUCUGACUCGGCACCAGCUCAUCCACACAGGGGAGAAGCCAUAUCACUGCUCUGUCUGUGGGAAGAGAUUCACCCAACACUCCCACCUAGCUGAGCACCAGCGCAUCCACACAGGGGAGAAGCCACAUCGCUGUUCUGAGUGUGGGAAGAGCUUCACCCGACUCUCCCACAUGACCCAUCACCAGCUCAUCCACACAGGGGAGAAGCCACAUCAGUGCUCUGUGUGUGGGAAGACCUUCACCCAUUCCUCCCACCUGGCCCAGCACCAGCGCAUCCACACAGGGGAGAAGCCACAUCACUGUUCCGAGUGUGGGAAGAGCUUCAGCCGAUCCUCCCACCUGACCCGGCAUCAGCUGGUCCACACAGGGAAGUAGCCACAUUAGUGCUCUGCAUGUGGGAAGUGCUCUGAGUGUUGGAAAAGCUUCCCCCAUCUCUCCCAUCUGUCCCAGUAUCAGCACAUCCACACCCAGAAGCAUCUCUAUUUCUGCCAGCCGUGCAGGAAGCCCUGGGAGAUGUCUGCCUGCUCAGCACCCACCAGUGGUGCAUUCAGACAAGCACCCCCAUGCUGGUGACCUGAACAAAGAGUUCCCCCAGGCUUUGUCCCUUGUAGGGCACAGUGGGAGUCCAGAACCCAGAGGCUCACCCCCAAGUUUUGAUUGUGGGGAAGGGGUAAGAAGAAACACCUCAGGCAGAGAUCAGCUCCAACGAAGGGGAGAUGAGAUUUGUUUUUUGUAAAAAUAUAUUUCUCUCUCUAUAUAUGGUUAUAUGUAUCUAAACCGAUCCUGUUACAGAAAAAAAAAAAACCCUGCACCCUUGCACCCACACUCCUGUGCACCUGCGCACCCGUACAAAGGCCCGCUGGCCACCCGUACCCAUUACAAUGUCUGAAGCCACGUGCAAAACACACACAAUGCACCCAGUCCUUUCUGGUCUCUCCAACCAGCCCUCCCUUCACACCUACUCAUGCGCCAUUUCUGGGGUCAGGUACUCUGCUCAACUGGUCUCUUCUUCAUUGUAACUGCAGCUUCCACUGGAGGACCCACUGCUGCUGCUGUUGUCACUGUGGCUGUCCUCUAUAUCACUUGUCUGGUCCUCUUCUCCGCUGCCGUCGCUCUCUUCUUUUGUUGGUGGGGGUUGUAUGGUCCUGAGCCACGUGUCCCUGUGCCAGAUAGUGUUUGCUGCGUCUUCUCCAUGUGAUGAGGAGAUGAUCUUUGUAUCAGGCUUGGAGCCUAUGCAUUCCCCAUCAUGAAUUAAAAGCAGAUAGUAGUCCCA